UCGCUUUGCUAGUGUGCCCAGGGAUUUCUUUACUAUGCUUGAAACACACGAGAGAAAUGAGAACUUUGAAAGAGAUGGAAUUGGCAGCUAUGUUGGAAGGAGAUCUGGAUAGUUAUAGCCCAACAAUGACCCCCAACGAGCAAACCGAUCGCCUUCCCUAUAACAUGGAAUACGAAUUUCCAAGGGAAAGAAUCAUGCUUCAAGAACAACUUGGCGAAGGUGCAUUUGGAAUUGUUGUGAAGGGAAAGGCCAUUGGAAUAGUCGAAGAGGAAACGGAAACCACCGUUGCAGUGAAAAUGGUUAAAAAGAAAUAUGAUAUCGAGGCUCUACAAGCACUUGUUGCAGAACUGAAAAUAAUGAUUCAUUUAGGUCAGCACCUAAAUGUUGUCAACCUUCUUGGCGCCAUUACAAAGAACAUCGGAAAACGGGAACUGAUGGUGAUUGUGGAAUACUGUCCGUUUGGAAAUGUGUUGAAUAUCCUCCGUAAUAAUCGAUCUUGUUUUAUUGAUGAGAUCAAUCAGCAAUCACCAAGUUCUAGUAGUAAACUCAAAAUCGGUCUUCUUACUGGUCAUAGUGUAUUCGAAAUUGGACCCACAACAUCUCGGAAUACAAACAUGUUAGGGAGUUCCGGUUCCAAUUCAUCAGCUACAGUCUUUGAAAGAUCCAUCAGCACCACAGAUCUGAUCUGUUGGGCUUUCCAAGUUGCCACCGGAAUGGACUACGUCGCAUCACGCAAAGUACUGCAUGGAGAUUUGGCGGCUAGAAAUGUUCUUCUGUGCAACGAUAAUGUAGUAAAAAUCUGCGACUUUGGGUUAUCUCGUUCCUUGUACAACGGUGAUAAGUACAAGAAAAGUAGUAAGUCACCCCUCCCUGUACGGUGGGUUGCACUUGAGUGCUUCAGUGAUGGCCUUUUCAGUACCCACUCGGACGUGUGGUCGUAUGGGAUCUUCCUCUGGGAACUGUUCUCACUCGGCAUGGUACCAUACCCCGGAAUAGAAAUGAAUUCAGAUUUUUACAAAAUGCUCCGGGAUGGAUUACGAAUGGAAUGUCCUCCAUUUUCCAACCAAGAUAUUUACGAUAUUAUGCUGAGUUGCUGGAAGGUAAAGCCAGACACGCGACCUUCAUUUAAAGAACUCCGAAGUCACUUCAGCGCAAUGUUGGUUCAGGAGACGCAGGAUUACUAUUUGGCUCUAAAUGAGCCUUAUCUAGCAUUGAACAAUGCACGAAUGGUGGCAUACUGCACGGAAUACUUGUCCCCAGAAACGGAUGUUCAUCUUGUGUCAGGCUCUGAAGGACGUGCUGGAAAAUUCGUGGAAAUGGCGACGGUAAAAGAGUUUGGUGGAUAUCAGAAUCUGACGACUGACGGGUCAAUAAAUCCGGCUAGUACGAAUCACAACAAACCCGAAUACGUGAACGAGUGUGUACUAAAUAACGAGUAA
Molecule: messenger RNA, 1439 nt
Organism: Anopheles darlingi
Lineage: Eukaryota; Metazoa; Arthropoda; Insecta; Diptera; Culicidae
Product: vascular endothelial growth factor receptor 1-like
Exons: 5
Coding region: 57-1439 (460 amino acids)
Biological process (GO): multicellular organism development; cell surface receptor protein tyrosine kinase signaling pathway; positive regulation of kinase activity
Cellular component (GO): signaling receptor complex
Molecular function (GO): ATP binding; transmembrane receptor protein tyrosine kinase activity
Source: RefSeq, a predicted model, not a curated record